This is a messenger RNA of Tilletiopsis washingtonensis, 770 nucleotides long. RefSeq lists its product as hypothetical. Lineage: Eukaryota; Fungi; Basidiomycota; Exobasidiomycetes; Entylomatales. Bases 35 to 763 code for a protein of 242 amino acids. Gene Ontology annotation, cellular component: RNA polymerase III complex. The transcript has 5 exons. The record is from RefSeq and is a predicted model, not a curated record. Gene Ontology annotation, biological process: transcription initiation at RNA polymerase III promoter; DNA-templated transcription.
ACCACCGCCCGUGCCCGACGCAGGCGCAGCAGCCAUGUUCCACAUCUCCGUCCUCUCCGACGUGCUUCAGAUCCACCCGGCCUCGUUCGGCCUGCAGCGCGCACAGGCCCUCUCCGCCGCCGUGCAUGCUAAGUACUCGAACCGUGUGCUCAUCGGCGAGGGCCUCGCCGUCGCCCUCUGGGACUUUCUCGACGUCGAGGAGGGGCGUGUGCGCGGCGGCGAGGGUGGGCUGUGGUUCCGUGCCACGUUCCGGCUAGUCGUGUUCCGUCCGUUUGCUGGAGAGGUGCUCGUGGGGAAGAUCAUGGGCUCGGAUGAGAUCGGGAUACGGGUGUCACUGGGCUUCUUCGACGACAUCUACAUUCCCUCGCAUCUCAUGCCGACACCAAGUGCCUUCGACCACGCCGAGCAAGCGUGGUUUUGGCUCUUUGAAGCCUCGCCCGAGGUGGCCGCCGACCCGCUCCUCUCGUCGCCCGACGAGCGCAUGUACCUUGAUGCGGGCGAGCCCAUCCGGCUAACGGUCGAAGACGACAUCUUCGAGGAGCCCGAGCCUGGACCAGUGCAGAGCGCGGCGGUGGGCGGACCGGGGCCACCAGGCGCCAAUGCGAGCAUCGUGACGGAGGGAGACGACACGAAGAAGACGAGCCCAUAUCGCAUCACGGGAUCAAUAGCGUCGCAGGGCAUGGGGCUGGUGUCGUGGUGGCAGGGCACCGAGCCAGUGCAGGGCAUGGAGGAGGACGAGUACGCGAUGGAGGAGGACGAAUGAUCAUAUC